AUGGAAUGGUUUAAUAAAAGUACGUCAAUCAAGUAUCUUUUCAAAUACAUACACAAAGGACAUAACCGAAUUACCGCAUUAGUUGUUCAUAACUCGGCACAAAAUGGUUGUCCUAAUGAACCUGUAGAUGAGAUAAAGCAGUACCUUGACUGCAGGUACGUAUCCCCCUACGAGGCAAGUUGGAGAAUCUUCUCUUACAGUAUACAUGGACGGCAGCCGGCAGUUGAGCGCAUGUUUUUCCAUCUAAUUGGUGAGAAGUCCGUCUACUACCCAGAUCAUGCCCGUAUGGAAAAUGUCUUAGAGGAGGCGAGUGUCACGGAAUCUAUGUUUACUUCGUGGUUAGUUGCAAAUCAGACCUAUGAGGGUGCGAGACAAUUGACUUAUGGCCAAUUUGUCACGAAGUUUGUUUACCAUAAAAGGGAAAGGGCGUGGAAGCCACAGAAAAAGGGUUACACCAUUGGACGACUUAUUUGGGUUCCACCCACAACCGGAUAG
This is a messenger RNA of Vicia villosa (hairy vetch), 495 nucleotides long. RefSeq lists its product as uncharacterized. Bases 1 to 495 code for a protein of 164 amino acids. The record is from RefSeq and is a predicted model, not a curated record. NCBI's taxonomy places the organism in Eukaryota, Viridiplantae, Streptophyta, Magnoliopsida, Fabales, Fabaceae. The transcript has a single exon.